Molecule: messenger RNA, 852 nt
Organism: Vitis vinifera (wine grape)
Lineage: Eukaryota; Viridiplantae; Streptophyta; Magnoliopsida; Vitales; Vitaceae
Product: UDP-glycosyltransferase 90A1
Exons: 4
Coding region: 1-852 (283 amino acids)
Molecular function (GO): UDP-glycosyltransferase activity
Source: RefSeq, a predicted model, not a curated record
AUGGGGUCUGCACCACCUCUCCAUGUAGUGGUCUUCCCUUUCAUGGCACAAGGCCAUACCCUCCCUAUGCUAGACCUCUCCAAGCUCCUAGCUCGCUGCGAGUUGAGGGGACCACUAGGAGUAGAGAACACUGUUGACCUUCCCUCAGAAGACCUGUGUGCUCCUUUCAUCGAGGCGAUCAAGAAGCUUAAAGAACCCUUUGAGGAGAUCCUCAGAGGUAUGUUUGAGGCUGGGUGUCCACCCAUUGGUGUGAUCUUAGACUUCUUCCUAGGCUGGACGCUUGACUCUUGCAACUCUUUUGGCAUUCCUAGGAUUGUUACUUAUGGUAUGAGCGCCCUAUCUCAAGCAAUACUGAUUACAUCAGGCUUCCACACUCAAUAUAUUUUGGCAUCAUUGCCCGAGGAUCCUGUACAGUUUCCUGAGUUACCAACCCCAUUCCAGGCAGAUUUAAAUAGCUUUGAAGAUAUUGAAAGAGAGCAUAUAGCUGCUCUGGAAUCACUCUAUAGUACGGAAGCCAAAGCAUGGUGUGUUGGCCCUCUACUGCUUUGUGAUCAAAUCAAAGAAGAAGAAGACACCAAAGCACAUGUUACUGACGAGCAGUUGGAUGAGAUAGCUCUUGGGCUGGAAAUGGCCAUGCAUCCAUUCAUCUGGGAGGUAAAAUCCAGGAAUUGGGUGGCACCAAAGGGAUGGAAGAGAGUGAAGGAGAGGGGCUUGAUUGUGAGAAGCUGGGUGGAGCAGCCUAGAAUACUAGCACACCCAAAAACAGGAGGAUUCUUGAGCCACUGUGGCUGGAACUUUUUUGGAGAGCUUGUCAAUGGGGGUGCCACUGCUGGCUUGGCCAACCGCAGUUGA